This is a messenger RNA of Salarias fasciatus (jewelled blenny), 1791 nucleotides long. Its product is annotated as nicalin-1. The transcript is spliced from 15 exons. Bases 1 to 1650 code for a protein of 549 amino acids. Lineage: Eukaryota; Metazoa; Chordata; Actinopteri; Blenniiformes; Blenniidae. Gene Ontology annotation, biological process: regulation of signal transduction. Gene Ontology annotation, cellular component: membrane. The record is from RefSeq and is a predicted model, not a curated record.
AUGUUCCUGAACUUGGCUGCUGUUGUGCUGCUCCUCGGUGUGCGGCGUCUGCACGGCUCUGCGCUCCCCGCCGUGUCCUCCUAUGAGUUCACCGCCUACAGGAUGCAACAGUUCAACUUGGCACAGCACAAGCAUGGCUGCCGCGGAGCCAUCGUCGUGGCCGAGGCCCGCUCGGCGGACGAGCCGUCCCUGACCCGCCGCUGCGUCAUCAUGAGGGUGCAGGACUUCACCAGUCAGAAGUACUUUGAGGCGCAGAGACAAAACGCUGCAGCUGUACUGAUCCUGCUGCCCAGAAACACAUCCAGCAUCCCUCAUGGCACAAUACAGUCCUUCAUGGUGAGUGAAAGUGAGACCUUGCAGAAGGAGACCCUCAUGCCGGUGUACGUCGCCCCCGAAGACGAGCAGCUGCUCUACAUGUAUGAGGAGAUCAAGCAGGCCGCAGCCACACGCACAUCCUCCAUAUUUGUCAGAGUGCUUCGUAGUAUGGUCACAGCUACAGCCUUCCAGAUCCUGGUGAGCAACAACGCUCCGAUAAAAGCCGUCACUGACAACUCAGUGAUCACUCUGGAGGGAGUGCUUCCUGGAUCGGUGGAGGAUGCACCCACUAUUGUCAUCACUGCCCACUACGACUCCUAUGGGCUGGCCCCAUGGUUGUCGUUUGGAGCCGACUCUAACGGCAGCGGCGUGACCAUCCUGAUGGAGCUGGCUCGUCUCUUCCAGAAGCUUUACAGCAGCUCCAGCACCAGACCACAAUAUAAUUUAAUGUUCUCCUUGACUGGAGGAGGAAAAUACAACUUCCUUGGCACAAAGCGGUGGAUUGAGGAGAAUUUAGACCACGCUGAGUCCAGCCUGCUGCAUGACAAUGUGGCGUUUGUUCUGUGUUUGGACACGCUGGCCAACGGGGACGAGCUGUACGUGCACGUGUCCCGCCCCCCUAAACCUGACAGUCCCAUGCAUGCAUUCAUUCAGCUGUUGGAGGAGGUGGUUUCCUCCAGAUUCCCCUCAGUGAAGGUGGGAUUGAUUCAUAAGAAGAUCAACCUGGUGGAGUCCACCGUGGCCUGGGAGCAUGAGCGUUACAGCCUGCGCAGGAUUCUCGGGUUCACUCUCUCUCAUGUUGAAGAUCCCAAAUCUGAGCUCCGUGGCUCAAUGCUGGACACAAUGUCUCAAGUGGACUUCAGGAGACUCAAGCGAAACGGCAUCAUUGUAGCAGAAGCUCUGGCUCGAUAUAUGUACAAUCUCUCUGACAAGGGUUCACCAAAGGAAGUGCAGGUUUUCAAGGGUCAGCUGGACUUUCAGGACAGUCGGAUUUCCAGCCUGAUGUCCUUCCUGACGUCAGUCCCUCGGGCCACCCAGCUGCUGGAUAAGGAGCCCGGUCACAUGCUGCUGGUCAACUCACUGGAGCACGAGUUUAAACGUUACCUGCAGCAAGUGUACAGACACACGUUUCGACAAGACAAGAGGGACCCUGAUAUUACAUUUUUCGAUCAAAUGAACCAGCCUGUCGUGAUGUACAGAGUGAAGCCUGCUGCGUUUGAUCUGUUCCUGGGUGGCUGCAUUGCAGCUUAUUUGGGAAUAGUUUAUUAUGCAAUCCAGAAUUUUGGACAUCUCUAUACAAAAUUGAAAGCAGCAGUGAAACCUAAGCACCAAUGAAUGCAGUGAGACUCCGAACACCGAAGCUGUGACUAACACUUUGAAGUCAUUUCUGCACACGUUGGAUAAUUUGUUUCACUGCUUGUGCACAACAUGAAAGCAGUGCAACACGAAUCUCCUCACAAUGGCUAUAUGCAUAUU